AUGCCCGUAUACGGACUUCCGGGUGCUCUGGAGUCCAGCCUGAACUCGCUGGUCGGCAUUCGCUGCCCAACGUCAUGGAGGGUCAGCGCUCACGGAAGUGACGUCACGGUGGUCAUCCGCUGGACGCAGUGCUCGAGUCCCUUAUCCGACAAGACCCUCAACUACGAUAUUGACCACGAUCCCAAAGAACGGCUACUCGACCACGAGUUCUCGACCCUAGCAGGAAAACCUCCCCUAGCUGGAGUUGCAUCCCCUCAUGUUGAAACCCUAGACAGAUUAACCAGCCCUUUAAACAGAGCCUACAAGACCAGCGCCAAUGUUGAGUCAGAUUUUCAGCCGUACAGAAUGAGAUAUAUAGAAAGCCUGUCGAAAAAAGCUAGAAGAUCUCCGGUACCCAUGUAUAUAACUUCAAACACCGGGUCAAAGAACCUCCACCAAAGCACCGCGACAAACGCGGACGUGCAAGACGUACACAGGGACUCGAAACUCAGCCCACAGCCGGACCGUUCAGCCCACAGCUCCCGUGGCAGCUGGAGUUCUCGCAGCUGUAAUAGGGUGUCGGCGUUUAAAGCCUACAGCCGUAAACAACACGCUCAGAAAAGGGAAUUCCCUGAAGCUGAAAAUAGACUGCGUGACGUAACAAGUCAGACAGCCAAUGAAAACGAUCAACAAAUGAAAGAGGUGUUGACGUUACUAGAUGAAAAAAGUGGGCUUUUGAGCAUAACUGUGGUGGAUAAUUCGAAUCCAGGCAUCGAUUCACAGGCCAUAAAUGGACAUUAUCAUAUCGAACCUGUAGAAUCGUGCUCAAGUUCAGUAUCGAAUCUAUCACCUCCUAUACUUCGACCAAAAUCCGUAGACAACAGAAGCGAUACUGUACCCAACCCAAGUGGCAGUGAAGUAGUCGAUUACCGAACCAGUCCCAGGCGGUUAUUGUGCGCUUUGUCGCCCAAUGUACUCGAUACUUUGCCGGUUUUGAUCAACGGCAAAGCGACCUUGAACUCUUCACCUCUGACACGUAGCAAGGCGACCCCUAACGUUUCACCUACCACCAAACGGAAGGCAACGUCCAGCCCACCUCCCACCAACGGCAAGACCUCCUCCAAACCUUCACCUCUGACCUGCGUUAAGGCGACCUCCAACCCCUCAUCGAUGACCUAUGACAAAACGACCACCAACCCCUCACCUUUGACAUAUGGUAAGACGACCCCUAACCCCUCACCUUCAACUAACGGCAAGGCGACCACCAACUCGUUGACCUACAGCAAAACGACCCCUAACCCUUCACCUUUGACACACGGUAAGACGACCCCUAACCCCUCACCUCGCACAAACGGAAAAGCGACCACCUCACCUUUGACCUAUGACAGGGUGACCUCCAACCCCUCACCCCUCAGCAUCGACGUGGCGAUGGAGGAGGACGGUCAGCUGUUUGACCUGGACAUGGUCUGCUCCACGGACAGCGACAGGAGCAGCCGCUGCUCCAGCUCUGACCAGACCUCGCUGUCCUGCUGGGACAGCAUGGAGCACCUGGAGGACAGCCUGGACACGGCCACGCCCCCAGAGGUCAAGAGGUCACAUGACUCAACCAUGGUUGAUCUUUAG
This is a messenger RNA of Physella acuta, 1602 nucleotides long. Its product is annotated as mucin-5AC-like. The record is from RefSeq and is a predicted model, not a curated record. Lineage: Eukaryota; Metazoa; Mollusca; Gastropoda; Physidae.